UUGACUUUAUACUUUAGUCAUAUCUGCUUAAACAAUGCAAGGUCCGGCUUCUCUCUGUCUGAGUUCCGUCCUUGGAUGGUGUCACGGUGGCCUGAUUUGCGGUGUGGCGCUGCUCGAGGACAAAGACCAGAUAGAGUCAAGCUAGACGUUUGGAUGUUGAUAAUAUGCCACAUAAAAAGCAAUUUGUCCUUCUUAUCCUUGGAACACUCCGUGCAACUGCUGCAUGCCAUUCUGUUACCCUUUCUGAUCAGAAAAUUAAAGACUUGUUUUUCUAAACUUUUCCUUCCCUUCUCAUCACUACACAUCGUACUUUGGUGCUGGCUUUCUUGCAAAUCAACCCUGUGUUGUGGGAACCUCCUCGGUACAUUUGAAUUUGUUGGGAAAUUCCUAUAGAGCAUGCACAUCCUCACUCUACAGAUGUCAAAAAAACGAUCACACAUUCUGAAGCAAUGUUUCCGCCACCCCCAAACUAGGCCACAAGUGUGGUCUAACUUCCUCAUUUCCAGUGCAAGUAAAUGGUAUUGCAGAGAGUUUCUGAGAGACUGUAAAUAAAUGUAUGUGUGCAGAGGGUGUGGGUAUGCAGACAUAUCUAGGCCACUUUUCUGACCACUUCUCUUUGUGGAAUAGACAGCUCCUCAUCUGCAUACUGCAAAAAAUAAGGUUAGAGGAAAAGCAGUACCAUAUUAGACUCAGAGGUUCCUGAAUUUCACGUUGAAGUCAAGUUCAAGUUCUGGAAGUCUAGCCAGUCAGAAUGAGGCACGUUGUCUGUUACAGUUCAAUUCAACAAAAACACAAGCAGAUGUUGAUUAGAAUAAGCAAUUGAUGGAAAAAUUGGAUCACACUUAACUUGAUUACACAUUUAAAUACAUUGAGUUCUCUGCUUGAUUUAACUUUCUAUACAUUCUGUUUUUCUGAUAAACUUUUUACUGAUUACUGAUAAACACUAUCAGAAACCUCCGUUUGAGUCAGCUAUAUUUUUCUUUUUAACAAAAGUUCUAAAAAAAUGAAAACAAUAAAUCAAGUAAAGUUUCCACAACAAACCAGCCAGGAAAAUGCAAUUUUUUGUGUCUUAAAAUGCUUCUUAACCUAUGUCCACCACUGCUCCUUAGUAAUAACUUUAACUCCCCCAUUUUCCAGUUAUGUCAAUUAUAAUCCCCCUGAGCUGAAACAGUUAAAAUAGGAUUACAUCCUCACCACCCACACACUUGUGUGGCUGUGUAUGUUAUGUAUAUGCUUCUCACUCGAUGCCUACCCGGAGGACUAAUGUGACUUUAUUGCUUUAAUGUUACAGAAGAAAGAAGGUGACUUAACAUCUAUUAGCACAUUGAUUUAGCCCCGGGAGUCUGCUAACAAUCGGGUGGUGUGUGUGCGUGAUGGAGUGAGUACUGUCCAUGUGCACAAGUUGUAUAAGCUUAUUAGCUACACCACUGGUCAGAGGAGGAGAUUGAGGUUAGUCUAAGCCCUAAUCCUUAUGGACUUUAUGCUUGUUAUACAGCAAGCGCAACAAAAUCCUAACUCCGCCCCUUCUAGACAGACACACAUACACUCGCAUGUCAUAACAACACCUUAUUCCAGCUUCCUUGUUUACUGUUCAGCCCCAUCUCAACUCUUCCUCUUAUCUAUCACUCAGCGGGAGGGUGGAGGAGGGGGAGGAAGAGGAAGUGGUGCGCACUGUUGAGUAGUUUCCCAGUCGCCAUGACGACCUCACACCCUCACACCCCACCAUCUUUGGAGCUGUCCUCUUGUUGCCACGGUGACCUGAUCCCUUUCUGUCUCUGUUGCUCUUCAUGAUCCGGAUUGGGCUGAUAAAUAAGAGCAAUCGGGAGUGGUGUCUCUUCUCUGACAACAGCUUGUGGAUGGGACAGCGGAUCCCACGCAGGAACGAAGAUCGGAGGACAGGAAGGCACGGAGUGCUGGGAAUGCUGGGGGAGUAGCACUGGAGUGUUGCUUGGAAACAGCAGCAUGCCAGUACAACAGAUAAAUGUGGUUCCAGUAAGGGAGACAGCGAGCAAUGGCAAGAGUGCUCCUCGCUCUAAAGACAAGAAUGAGGGGAGGAAGGCACCUGGGCGCUCAGGGAGUCGGUCUAGCAACAUCUCCAAGGCCAGCAAUUCUACAACUGGACUUACUACAGCUUCAAGAACAUCAAUAACCCCAUCAGCUCAGGAUAUAUGCAGUCACGGCCCGCAAACCCGUUUACAGAAGGAUGCUUCUGAAUCGCAUAAACACAACAAGCACACACACAAUACCUCUGCCAUGACAGUCACCAGCACAGCUCUGAGCUCAUCAGCUCAGGCCCAGAAAAAGCAGGUAAAGAGGCGUCACCGCCGCAAAAGGAGCAGCUGCACCACCUUUGACUGUGUGGAGCCCAACGGCAAACAGGAGCACAGCGACCGCAGUCUCAGCUCCGACCGCAGUGAGCUGGGUGAGAAAAGGGAACGCUCCUUCAAGAACCGCAGGGAGCUCCCUCCUCGUCUUCGCUGCUCAGGUGUCCAGCAGUCUGAAUCCUCCACUGAGGAUGAAGCAUGGCGCGAAACUCGCAGCUGGAGUAAGGAAAAAGCCCGAAGAGCACGCCGCCGUAGUGUAAGCAGCAGAGAGAGGGAUACAACAAAUGGUGCUAAAGGAGAAGACAAAACAGAAAUAAUGGAGCUGCAGUCUGUUGACUCAGAUGAAGGGAAGGAGAAUCAGCCGCUGGUGGAGGACAGCGGUGGCCUUAAGAAGCGCCACAACAUCAGGGAUUCACUGAACAGAGAUGGCCAUGUUUCACAGAGGGAGAGAUCACGGAGCAGAGAAAAAGAGAAGAAGGCACAGAGCCCAAGAGGCAGUUCCUCAUUGGCAGACGAUAGAGAGGAGCUCAUUACUAAGAGAUACCAGGAGAAGGGGUCAGGAGGCGGAGACAUGUCCGUGCCCACCCCACAGAAACACUGUGGAAUGAACGGGGGCACAGCACAACCCUGCUCAGAUGACUCUGAGCUGGAGGUCUGCAGGAUCUGUCACUGUGAGGGAGAUGACGAGUGUCCGCUCAUAAUGCCAUGUCGCUGCACGGGAAGCCUAGGCUUUGUUCAUCAGGCAUGUCUCAACCAAUGGAUCAAAUCCUCAGACACUCGAUGCUGUGAACUUUGCAAAUUUGACUUCAUCAUGGAGACAAAGCUCAAACCUUUGAGCAAGUGGGAGAAGCUACACAUGUCGAAGAGUGAGAGGAGAAAGAUCUUCUGUUCAGUGUUGUUUCACCUGAUAGCAAUAGUGUGUAUGUUGUGGUCUGUCUACAUUCUGAUCAAGAGAACCACAGAUGAGAUCAGACUGGGGAAGAACGGUGUGCUGGAGUGGCCCUUCUGGACCAAGCUGAUAGUGGUGGCCAUUGGCUUUACAGGUGGCCUAAUCUUCAUGUAUAUUCAGUGUAAAGUCUACCUGCAGCUUUGGCGCCGGCUCAAGGCCUUUAACCGCAUCAUCACCGUACAGAACUGCCCAGAGAAGAACCUACACAACCCUCAGGCCCGACCCACUACGCUCACCAACGGCAAGCAUGAAUCUGUGGAGGUUCCAGUUACCCCGGUUACCUUAGCCCCUGUCCCGCCUGCAGAGGCACAGAUGGACUCUGACAUGUCUGUGGAGGCUGCAGUGGCGCCGGCACAAAACCCGCUCCACAGGUCACUGGAUCUUGAGAUGCCACAGACAAAUUUAAAGUGCAAGGACUGAUACAAUCCUUCAGUGACCCAGGAAAACUGAAGACAAAGAGGGUCUGUGUUGAUGUAAAGCAGGGGUGUCCAAAGUCGGUCCUCGAGGGCCGCUGUCCUGCAGGUUUUCAAUGUUUCCUGCUUCAACACACCUGACUCAAAUAUAAUGGAUCCAACAGCCAAUUAAGUUUUGCACAAUUACUCAUUAAUUUGAGUCAGGUGUUUUGGAGCAGGGACACAUUGAAAACCUGCAGGAUUGUGGCCCUCGAGGACCGGAGCUGGACACCCCUGAUGUAAAGGUACAAAACCUGAAAGAAUUUGGGAUAAAAAAAAAAAAGGGGGAAAAAAGGUGAAGAGA
Messenger RNA from Melanotaenia boesemani (Boeseman's rainbowfish), 4029 nucleotides. RefSeq names its product membrane-associated ring finger (C3HC4) 1 (gene marchf1). Gene Ontology annotation, molecular function: MHC protein binding; ubiquitin protein ligase activity; zinc ion binding. The record is from RefSeq and is a predicted model, not a curated record. The transcript is spliced from 8 exons. Gene Ontology annotation, biological process: immune response; protein polyubiquitination; antigen processing and presentation of peptide antigen via MHC class II. NCBI's taxonomy places the organism in Eukaryota, Metazoa, Chordata, Actinopteri, Atheriniformes, Melanotaeniidae. Bases 1963 to 3693 code for a protein of 576 amino acids. Gene Ontology annotation, cellular component: cytoplasm; early endosome membrane; late endosome membrane.